Messenger RNA from Hyaloscypha bicolor E, 1692 nucleotides. Its product is annotated as cytochrome P450. NCBI's taxonomy places the organism in Eukaryota, Fungi, Ascomycota, Leotiomycetes, Helotiales, Hyaloscyphaceae. The record is from RefSeq and is a predicted model, not a curated record. Gene Ontology annotation, molecular function: monooxygenase activity; oxidoreductase activity, acting on paired donors, with incorporation or reduction of molecular oxygen; heme binding. The transcript is spliced from 6 exons. The coding region runs from base 1 to 1596 and encodes 531 amino acids.
AUGUCAAACAUCAUAGCCUCUUCUAUCGCAAUAUCCUGUGGAUAUCUUGCAACUUAUCACACCGAUAAUUCUUUGACAACGUUCUCAUAUUUGAAAGCAGCCGCCUUGAGCAUUUUGAUAUAUGUUCCUAUCCAGUUCACGUGGACUUGCUUCUUGUGGCCUCUCUACUUCAGCCCUUUGAGGAAGUUACCACAAGCCCCAGUCUUGGAAUUCAUGGAUACCGUGCCUCAUGAAUACUUCUUUCGAAUGUUGGACAUUUUCAACAAAGAAAUAGUGAUCCUGACAGAUCCAAAAGCGAUCACGCAGCCUUUUCAGACAAAUUCUUAUGAAUAUGUCAAGCCUGUGAAUAUCAAAAAUAUUUUAAAACAUCUUCUUGGUAAUGGCUUGAUCGUUUCCGAUGGCCAGGACCACAAGUAUCAAAAGAAACACCUCGCUCCAGUAUUUAACUUCAGGGCUGUGAAGAAUUUGUACCCUCUCUUUUGGAAAAAGAGCAGCGAAAUGGUAUCCCUCAUCAAGGCCGAGAUCGAUACUAAGCCAAAUUCUUCCAGUGCCAUAACUGGAAUUGUCAAUAUAGAUGACCGGAGCGGAAGAAUAGGACUUGAUAUCAUCGGAAAAGCUGGGUUUGGUUCAGAUUUCAAUGCCCUUUCUAAUCCUCACACGCCUUUGAACACGUCAUACCGGGACGGCUUCACCCCAGACAAGUCAUCUGCUAUAAUUUUAUUACUUUCAGUACUCACGUACCCUGCCCUGAUAAGACUGCUUCCAAUCAAGAAGAAUCGCCAAACCCGUGAAGGACUAGUCAUGGUUAACAACUACCUCAAGGAUCUCAUCAGCCAGCGGAAGAAAGAUAUGAUGAUGAAUGUUGAUGAGUCGGACUACCUUGACAAGACGGGCCACGAAGAUAUCAUAUCUUCAGCAAUGAAAACUAAUGCUUUCACCACGGAGAACCUUGUGGAUCAGUCUAAAACUUUGUUGGGAGCUGGCCAUGAUACUUCUUCGAUUGCCAUAACUUGGGCAAUCUCUCUUCUCAGCCAGCCAAAAUACGCUCACAUCCAACAACGUCUCCGCGACGAAGUCCGCGCAAACCUUCCAAGCCCCUCCUCAGGAGUCGAAGUCAAUGCCGAGCUACUCGAUAAACUCCCUUAUCUCGACGCAGUGAGCAAAGAAAGCAUGCGCGUACGAUCUCCUGUUACAAGAACCUCGCGAAUACCUCUUCACGAUGCGCAGAUCUGCGGGGUAACAAUUCUAAAAGGCACGACUGUCCAAGUGAUGCCCUGGGCGCUGAACAAAACAAAGAUCCAUUGGGGCGAUGACGCCAGGGAAUUCAAUCCUGAGAGGUGGCUCGUUGGUGAGAAUAAAGCGAAUGGUGGAGCAUCAAGUAGCCUGGCUUAUGGUACGUUUGGGACUGGGACGCGGGGUUGCAUUGGUAAAGGAUUCGCUAUUGGUGAGAAUAAAGCGAUUCUUGCGGCAUUAAUCGGGAGUUUUGACUUCAAGCCCGUUGGUGGGAAGACACAGGAUCUUGAGAUAAUGUAUGGGCUUACAGUGAGGAUUAUUGGGGGCUUGCCAGUUGAGGUUACGGCUGUUGACGGUUGGUGAUGCUGCGGUUCAGCGACCAUCGAAGCUAGGGUUUGGUUAAAAUGGUGGUGAUCGGUGUUCAUGUGAAUCCUAAGAUUAGAAUUCAUAGCAGGCCCC